Cherax quadricarinatus is the source of this 1487-nucleotide messenger RNA. The record is from RefSeq and is a predicted model, not a curated record. Lineage: Eukaryota; Metazoa; Arthropoda; Malacostraca; Decapoda; Parastacidae.
AAGUCAGAGUCGUCCGAGGCCGAACCCGAAGAGUCGCCCGAGGCCGAGCCCGAGGAGUCGCCCGAAACCGAGCCUGAAAAGUCGCCCGAGGCCGAGCCCGAAGAGUCGCCCGAGGCCGAGCCCGAAGAGUCGCCCGAGGCCGAGCCCGAAGAGUCGCCCGAAACCGAGCCUGAAAAGUCGCCCGAGGCCGAGCCCGAAGAGUCGCCCGAGGCCGAGCCCGAAGAGUCGCCCGAGGCCGAACCCGAAGAGUCGCCCGAGGCCGAGCCCGAAGAGUCGCCCGAGGCCGAACCCGAAGAGUCGACCGAGUCCGAAGCCGAGGAGUCGCCCGAGACCGAGUCUGAAGCCGAGGAGCCGCCCGAGACCGAGUCCGAACCCGAGAAGUCAGAGUCGUCCGAGGCCGAGCCCGAAGAGUCGCCCGAAACCGAGCCUGAAAAGUCGCCCGAGGCCGAGCCCGAAGAGUCGCCCGAGGCCGAGCCCGAAGAGUCGCCCGAGGCCGAACCCGAAGAGUCGCCCGAGGCCGAGCCCGAAGAGUCGCCCGAGGCCGAACCCGAAGAGUCGCCCGAGGCCGAGCCCGAAGAGUCGCCCGAGGCCGAGCCCGAAGAGUCGCCCGAGGCCGAACCCGAAGAGUCGCCCGAGGCCGAACCCGAAGAGUCGUCCGAGGCCGAACCCGAAGAGUCGCCCGAGGCCGAACCUGAAGAUUCGCCCGAGCUCGAGCCCGAAGAUUCGCCCGAGCCCGAAGAGUCGCCCGAGGCCGAGCCCGAAGAGUCGCCCGAGGCCGAGCCCGAAGAGUCGCCCGAGGCCGAGCCCGAAGAGUCGCCCGAGGCCGAGCCCGAAGAGUCGCCCGAGGCCGAGCCCGAAGAGUCGCCCGAGGCCGAGCCCGAAGAGUCGCCCGAGGCCGAGCCCGAAGAGUCGUCCGAGGCCGAGCCCGAAGAGUCGCCCGAGGCCGAGCCCGAAGAGUCGUCCGAGGCCGAGCCCGAAGAGUCGCCCGAGGCCGAGCCCGAAGAGUCGCCCGAGGCCGAGCCCGAAGAGUCGUCCGAGGCCGAGCCCGAAGAGUCGUCCGAGGCCGAGCCCGAAGAGUCGCCCGAGGCCGAGCCCGAUGAGUCGCCCGAGGCCGAACCCGAAGAGUCGCCCGAGGCCGAACCCGAAGAGUCGCCCGAGGCCGAACCCGAAGAGUCGCCCGAGGCCGAACCCGAAGAGUCAUUCGAGGCCGAACCCGAAGAGUCGCCCGAGGCCGAACCCGAAGAGUCGCCCGAGGCCGAACCCGAAGAGUCGCCCGAGGCCGAACCCGAAGAGUCGCCCGAGGCCGAACCCGAAGAAUAGGCCGAGGCAGAACCCGAAGCCGGGGAGUCGCCCGAGGCCAAACCCGAACCCGAGGAGUCGCCCGAGGCCGAGCCUAAACCCGAGGAGUCGCUCCAGACCGAACUCGAAUCCGAGGAGUUGCUCGAGGCCAUAAGAAUUUUUAUUUUAAAUUAUACUUUUAACUAUUG